Penaeus chinensis is the source of this 1820-nucleotide messenger RNA. RefSeq names its product peptidyl-prolyl cis-trans isomerase E-like. The record is from RefSeq and is a predicted model, not a curated record. The transcript has 5 exons. Bases 180 to 1172 code for a protein of 330 amino acids. Gene Ontology annotation, biological process: protein peptidyl-prolyl isomerization; protein ubiquitination. Gene Ontology annotation, molecular function: ubiquitin protein ligase activity; peptidyl-prolyl cis-trans isomerase activity. Lineage: Eukaryota; Metazoa; Arthropoda; Malacostraca; Decapoda; Penaeidae.
AAAAAAGGGGAAACUAACCUGGAUACCAUUCGAUUCUAUUUCAGACCCAUUUAAACCCAUAUUCACAAAGACACACAGAUGUCAUAUACACGAACGCCACUUAUGAACCCGGACAGUUCCAUCAAACCUAAAAGACGAAGAUAAGAGGGAAUUUAGCGAAUUUGGAUCUCCCUAAAAACAUGAUACUCCUCGAAUGCCAAGUGUGCCUAGAGUGUUAUGAUGCGAGGAAGCGAGUCCCGAGGAGUCUCAGUUGCAAGCAUACCCUCUGCACUUCUUGCAUUGCCCAGAUCAUGAGAAGAGGACCACUGAAAUGCCCCUUCUGCCGCACGUUGCAUGCCGGUGCUGUUAUCUCUCCAGUCGAUGUUCCAGUUCAAGGAGAGAUGGCGGCAUUGGUGUUAGAGGACUCAAGUUCAAAACCAGAAGGGGUGGCGUGUGAGUCUGUGCCAGAGGCUUCGGGCGUCAACGUACUGAAGUUGCGCAGUGACAUCCAGAAGGCCAAUGCAAAUGGUGCACAUGUUUGGGCAGUGCUAAGGAGGGAAGGAGGAGCUCGGGGGAGCCACCGGUAUGCCAAAAUCACCGUGCACGACGAACGGCUGCACCUCCAUGCCCUCAAAGAUGGGGAGCCGCCAAAGGACUCAAUCACCGUGGAAUACGAUGCGAUACGGAGAAUGGUCGAUGAGAACUACGUAGUCACUUUCCUGGAAGUGAAGAACGCCGGUGUUCUUCAAGGACGAGUGUACAUCAAGCUCUUUGAUGAUGCUGGCCGGACACGCCAGUUCAUGUACUUCUGCUCGGGGGAGAGAGGGCCAUCGUAUGCCAACACCCACUUCCUGGAGGUUCUGCACAAGGGCCAGCCCGGGGAACAGGUCUGGGGCGGAGACUACGAGAACGACGACGGCAGCGGAGGAGCAGCUUUACCGGGGAUGGAACGUGGCGAGGAGAACUUCCACAGCAUCGUCCCUGGGCUCGUGGUCGGCUACUACUUCCCGGGCUAUGGCUAUGAUCACAACCCCUCGCAGUUCGGAAUAUACGUGGCCGAGUGGUGCUACACCUCUGAUAUGUCCUCCAUUGGGAUGGUGAUAGACGGUUUGGACAUAAUCUCCGCAGUGGCCAAGCUUCCGGACGUUAGAGAGAGCUGUGUGUCAGAUUGUGGGUUUUUGCUCUUUCACUAAGUACAAGAACGAUAAAAAAAAAAUAAAAAAAAUUGUUUCGAGAAAGAUUUGGUGGACUGAUAUUUGUCAAAUAAAGUCUGAAAAAGGCUAUGAAAAGUUAUGGCAAAUUUCAGGCUAAGAUAAGUGUGUGUUUUUAUGUGUUUUUUUUAUUUUUUUUAUACUAUAUGUUACCAAAUUUAUUUUAGUUUAACCUAUCUACUAAAAAGUAGAUAAACAACAAAGGAGAAAAGAUAAGAUCAGAUUAGAGAUUAUCACAACAUGCUUUUAUUUAUGUACUUUUGAGUGUACAAAGGUUAUUUGUAUGUGUAAUAGUACAGGAUGUGGUACAUGUGCUGUUGACCCAUUCAGUGUUUUUGGCAGUUAUUCGAUAGUUGAUUGUUAACCCCCACUGUCUCAUCAUUCAUAUCCCUCAUGAAUUCAUAGUCUUUUAGGCACUGUUUACUCAUCAUACUCAUUAACACUGUGCAUUCUCAUUACUAUAAUUAUUUUUUUAAUUCUGCAUAAAUCAUGUAAAAUGUCAUAUUUAAAGUGGUCUAAAAUAUGCCGUGAGAUUGUACAAUGUCUUUCUAACAAUUGCUUGAAUCUCAUUAAGAUUUGAAUAGGUGUGAUUUAGGUGCAUCAGAAGUAUGAAUAGAUAAUUAUUUAUAU